AUGGACAUGGACAUGGACAUGAACAUGAACAUGAAGAUGGACAAGGGCAUGCCAGGCAGGCAGCCAGCCAGGCAGCUUGUCGAUUGGGCCAGCUCGUCGCUGGCAGCAGCAGCAGCAGCCUUUAUGAUUAUUAGUCAGGCUUUGGCUCUGACACGGGCGGCCAAUGCGGCAGCUGUGGUGGCUGCUGCCAAUGUCAAAUCGCCAUCGGCUGCUGCUAGCCUCAUGGACAUGGCCGUCAAGAAGGAGCAUUCACUGUCGCCGACACACAGCGUCCUCCCCGAGGACUCCAGCGUUGGCGUUGCCCUUGGCCAGCUACAGCACAGACGCAGCUCGCUGCAGGGAGUGCAGGAGAAGUUGACACAGCUGCAGAUGCAGCAUCAGCAGCAUCAACAGCAGCAGCAGCAGCAGCAACAACAGCAGCAACAACAGCAGCAACAGCAGCAGCAGCAACAGGCUGCAGCAGAGACAACAAAUGCCGCCGGGCGACGUUCCACAGAGGGCAGUCCGCCGGCUCUGGGCUUGCUGCCCCAUCAGCACCAGCACCAACAGCAGCAGCAACAGCAGCAGCAACAAUCACAGCAGCUGCUGCUGAACACCGAGUCUGGCAGCGGCAACGCGUUGUCCUCCUCUGCGGGCUCUAGUCAAAAUGCCUCCUUAGCGGCGACACCCAAGAGCGAAAGAGAACGCGAACGCGAACGCGAACGUGAGCGUGAGGAGCGCGGCAGCAUCUCCUGCUUACCGCCCGCUGCGCUGGGCAUGGCUGUGGGCGUGCAGGCGCAGCAGCAAGCCGAGAAGCUGCUCAGUCAUCCAGCACUGGAAGCUCGACGAGAUUUCGAUGUCAGCAAAGUAAAUCCGAAAUCGCUUCCGCUGCACUGCGUGGUGGAGUCUGUGCACUCGCUGCACGCCUCGCUCACCAUCGACACACGCCAGCCGUGGAAGCGUCGACCAAACAUUGAGACGGACAGCUAUGUGAUCAUUGCAGCAGCCACGCCCUGGAGCGAGAUAGUUCAGACUGCGCUGCAGCGUCUCGGCUACUCGCAGGAGGUAGCCAAUACAGCCAGAGGCUCUCUCAUCAUUAAACACUGGAAGCCCAUACCCUUGGAAAAGAUCUCUGACAAUCCGGCUGUGCCGGUUAGCGAUAUAGUUGGUGAACUGACCUCCGUUAUAACGCUGCGCAUUGUCAUCUUGCGGCCGAAAACCUCGCCAUUUGGCGAGAUCAAGGACAAGCUCUUGAAGCUGCUCGUGCUGCAAUCCCAUGCCCUGCUACGCUCCACCGGCUGCCCACUGGAUGAGGUGACGCUCUCGCAAAUCUGUCGCAGCUCACAUCAGAAUACCUAUGCACUGCCUGGUGGGGAGAUCUCCGAUGAGCUGCGGCGCAAGUUUGAUCAAUGGUGGUCGAACCAGCUGUCGCCGCAGUCCGCUAUGACGCCAAAGAUGCUGCCGUUUAUGUCGGCGCCUUCGACGGUGCCCGUUGUGCCCGGCGACAUGGACUUUCCCGUCGGCACAGCCAUGGCGGCUGCUGCAGCUGCGGCGGCACAUGCGGCAGGCGCCGCUGCCAAUCCUUUGGGCGCCAUGAGCAGUCGCGAAUCGCUGCUGCUGGCCAACGAGGCGGCUGGACAUCAUGCCAAUGCCGCCGUGGUGGGUCAGGCCCAGGCAGCUGGCCAUCAUGGCAAUAUGCUGGUGCAUCCAAUGCACGCGGGCAUGCACCAUCAUCAUCAUGCCACGGCGCAUGCCGGCCAAUAUCCCAGUCAGAAGACGCGCAUGCGCACCAGCUUUGAUCCCGAGAUGGAGUUGCCCAAGCUGCAGAAGUGGUUCCAGGAGAACCCACAUCCGUCGCGUCAACAGAUCCAGACCUAUGUGGUGCAGCUGAAUGCGCUGGAGUCGCGUCGCGGUCGCAAGCCACUCGAUGUGAACAACGUGGUCUAUUGGUUCAAGAACGCGCGCGCGGCCCAGAAACGCGCCGAGAUGCGCGGCGGCAGCUUGGGCAAUGCGAUGAGCGCUCUGGGCCAUGCGGCCAUGAACGGCUACUUGAGUCAGCAUGCGCCGCUGGGUCAGAAUUCGAGCAGCAGCGCUGGCAGCCAGCCGCUGAGCAUGGGCAAUCUGUCCAUGUCGCAUGACUAUCUCAAGAGUCCCAUGAGCUUAAAGUCCGAGGACAUUGACACCAUGUCGCAGCACUCGGACGAGCUGGAGGAGGAGCCCAGCAGGCCAAGCACGCCGCAGUUGCCGCUUUCGCUAACCACGCACGAGCGACAUCGCAGCUCGCCCAUGCUGGAGGAUGAUGAAGAUGAGGAGCAGCAGCAGCAACAGCAGCAGCAGCAGCGUUCGAAGAGCGCUAACAGCGAUGUGGUCAAUGGCGUCGAGGAGCACGACGAGAAGCCCAUCGUGCUGAAGGCCAGCGAUGCUGCCGAGUUGCCAGAUCAGGACAACUCCAACUCCAAUGCCAAUGUCAGUGCGCCAGCAGAAGCCGCAGGCACUGAGGAAGCCAGCGCCGCUGCCAACAACAACAGCAGCAACACCAGCAGCAGCAACAAUAACAACAACAGCAGCAGCAACAACCACGGCGACAACAACACCGAGCAGGAAACUGGCGGCAGCCCAACCAAGCGCAGCACGCCCAAGGAAGAGGAGGAUGACCUCGACAUGGAUGAGGAUGACGAUGACAACGAGCAGGACACCAGUCAUCUGGAUGAGUUUCGCUCGCCCUCGCCGGAUCUAGCGGGCAGCGUGACGCCACACAAGGACCAGCUGCCGUUUCCCAUGGUGCCCAACUCGAUGUUCUCGCAAUCCUUCAUGUACAUGAGCCACUAUAUACCGGCCUUUGGCCAGGCAGCCGCCGCCCAUCCGCAUGCCCAUCAUGCGGCUGCGGCCGCGGCAGCUGCCGGACUGCAGCCAAAUGCCUUGAUGGGCGGCGCCGGACUCAAUUUGUCGAGCAUUUCGAAUGAGGAGCGCCGCAAGCGCAAUCGCACCUUCAUCGACCCAGUGACUGAGGUGCCCAAGCUGGAGCAGUGGUUCGCCAUGAACACACAUCCCUCGCACAAUCUGAUACUCAAAUACACCGAGGAUCUGAAUACCAUGCCCUAUCGUCAGAAGUUUCCACGGCUGGAGAGCAAGAAUGUGCAGUUCUGGUUCAAGAAUCGCCGAGCCAAGUGCAAGCGGCUCAAGAUGUCGCUCUACGACAACAGCCAAUGCGGGCAGCUGGGCGGCCUCGGUGCCUUUGUGCCCAAGUACGAGGAGCGCGACUAAACACAACUCUGUCUCUCUCCCUCCCAUUUGUAUAUAUUAAAAGAAAAGGAAAAACUAACUUAGACUUAACUACUAUGCAGCUAUGACAAAUUGAGUAAAAAGCAAGUUGAAUUCCCUUAGACUACCUAGUUAAGCAACGUCUCUUCAAAGUAUUAUAGCCGGAGCUAUUAUCUAGACCCAGUAACCAGGCCCAGUAAGCAAAGAAGAAUUAGCAAAAAAAAAAAAAGAAAAGAAAACAAAACUAAAAAGAGUAAAUAAAACUUAGUUAAAAAUUAAAAUUAGCUGAACUAAACGUACUUUAAUUUAUCGCGGAAAAACACAAAAACACGUUUUGUAGCUCACGAACUAAUCAAAUAUCUAAUAAUAUAUAUGCAUAUAUCUAUAUAGCACUCUAAAUAUAUCGAAAUAAGUUGAACUAUUCAAACCAUUUGCAAAGUUAGGAGUGUAACCAAAGAGAGCCAAUUUCAUCUGUAAAUAUAUAUGUUACCCAUAUCUAUAUAUAUAUAUAUAUAUAUAAAACGAAGUCUAUAGUUUGACAAGCAUUGGGAAUUACUUGUUUCCUCUUCAAAUAAUAUUUGGUUUCGCCUUAUUUUCUCGUACGUUUUCCAGCUUAGCACAUAUCUACGAAGACAACAAGCAAAAAUUAAGCAAAAUUAAGCAAAAUUAAUCUAAAACACUUUUGGUAUUUAAUACCUGACAUCAGCUCAACUACAUGCCAAAGGGCAUUACUUUUUCAGCUGAAAACGCAGCUGCAAUUCAUUUCAAUUUAACAACUUAAAGAAAAAAAGUAGAUUCACAUUUAUAGCCACACUUGAACGUGUUUAAUAUGAAUUGUUCCACUAGAUCCAUAAGCACACAAAAUCAACAAAAAAAUAUAUAUAAAAAAAUAUAAAAACCCAACUAAAUUUACUUGUAAUUUAUUGAAAGCAUAAACAUAAAACACACACACU
Messenger RNA from Drosophila hydei, 4193 nucleotides. RefSeq lists its product as uncharacterized. NCBI's taxonomy places the organism in Eukaryota, Metazoa, Arthropoda, Insecta, Diptera, Drosophilidae. Gene Ontology annotation, molecular function: DNA-binding transcription factor activity, RNA polymerase II-specific; RNA polymerase II cis-regulatory region sequence-specific DNA binding. The record is from RefSeq and is a predicted model, not a curated record. The transcript is spliced from 6 exons. Gene Ontology annotation, biological process: regulation of transcription by RNA polymerase II; chromatin remodeling. The coding region runs from base 1 to 3243 and encodes 1080 amino acids.